CUGUGAUUAAGAACUGACCAAAGAAUUUCUUAUGUUUAUAUAGCGUGGGUGAAGAUUCCAGUGACUUUGGAAUAAUGUUACAAAGAUUAACGGACACUUUCAACGACAAAUACCACUUAGAUGAGGUGAAUGGAUUUACUUAUGUGAAUUUAGCUUUUAACUUACACUAGAGGGCAUUUGAAAUAAAACUUGGCAUAGCUCUACAGUACUUUUCCCAUAUAUACUUUUUCUAUAAUGGUUUUCAUUUCGGAAACGUUUUUGAUGAUCGAGAUAAUUGCGCGAUAUCAGUUAAAUUAAGGAAACAUUCUCAAAGUCUACUUAGUACUUUUCAAAAUUGGAAUCUUACUCAGGUCAAAACUUUUGCUGACAAUAAUAUUGAAUAUAAUUUACGCAUUGACAACUAUUUCUAAACUGCUACCAUAGUAUUAUAUAAUGAACAUAUACUACAAAAUAAAGGUCUAGUUUUAUUUUGAAGACAAAACGAUGUAUUUCUUUCCAGAAAGUGAUUCCAUACAAAGAUAGUACCCUUUCAACACAGAAAUUACGAGCUAUAUUAACUAUUAAAUUCCGCAAAACUGCAUGAAAAACCUAUAGUUUUUCGCUGUUCGACAAAACGUCUUAUAAGCUAACUGGUGAAAAACAUAAAGCCUUUUCUUGUUAUUUUCUAGGUGAAAGAAUUUAUCAAAAAGCACUCGUCUUUAUUCAGUAAUACUCGAGCCGGCAAGAAAGCUGUGGAAAGUAUUAAGACAAAUAUACACUGGAUGAAAUCACAUUAUACCACGAUAUUUAACUGGCUCAAACAAGUCAACAAUGAAGAAUACUAAAUAAUGCAAACUCCAUGAUAAAUUAACGAAGAAAUAUGCGUCAUUACAUGACAUAGGUAGUGGAAGUCAAAUUUGAACCUCUUUAAUAAGCAGACGUUUGUAUUAGUCGACUACCAACAACUUCCAGACGGGAAGGGUCGGAAAGUCGAAGUUCUUUUAAUCAUUUUUCAGGUAUAAUUGCAUCGUCUAAACAAGUUCGCAUGCAGUGUAUAUAAAAUGUGUACCAAUUUGGCAAACGUUUGUGCUGAUCACGUGGCUUAUAUCCAAUUUACAACUUUGAAAAGCUCGCAUGUCUAGCUAUAUUAUUCCAGUAUGCUGAAGCAUGGAAUGUAAUACAAGCGUAUUUUCAACCAUUGGUAGGUUAUAAAUUAAACUAAAUGUUGCCCCCCCCCCCCUAAUACUUCGCGAAGUGUGGGCAGAUGUAUCAAACCAAUAGAUCUAGAUGUAACAUACAUGCAUAUAUGGUAGAAUAACUCGUAUUCGCGCGGUAAGAGAAUUCGUGUGCAAACCAUCGGUGCGCGAUAUUUAAACUGAGCGAACAUUAAAAUAGUCCGCGCGAAAAGGUGUGUUAUUGUAAUACAAAAUACUAAACGUUAGACAAGCAAGUUAGAAAUUAUACUAUAUGACCUUAUACUGUAAAUAAAUUAUGUUAUGUGAGAUUGUUUUAACUCGCGUGGUAUUAAUAAAAUAGCAAGUCUUUGGAUGAAAGAUUUAGUAAAGCCAGACGAUCUUACAAUCUUAGCAUAUUGGUAUAAACUAAUCACUGAGAUACGCGAUUCCAUUCUGCCAAAGCACGUCGUACAGUGUCUUGUUUAAAUUGUGGAAAAUGCUCUUGAAAGGCUUUCAAAAUUUCUUCAUCAGAAUUCAAAUGAGUCGUCACCAGUUCGCCAGUCUCGUUCUCAACGAACAACUUGUUGUUCGCGAUGGCGACAGCACGUUUCCUUGGAAACCAAACAGCACGUGGAGAUGUUGACGUAAAAGUAGUAAGGCCAGCAGCUACUGUACGAUAUACAUCGUCAGCUGGCUUGUGCGGGUCACGUGGUCUAUGGUCGGGAUCAAAGGAAUAGAAUCUUCUCCAACGGCCUAUAAAAAAAUCAAGGCCUUCUAUUGGUGGAUUAUUACGUUUAAACGUAUCUCCUUCCCCAUGCAUCCGUAAGAUCUUUCCAUCAAAGCGAAUGUAUUUGUAUUCUAAGAAACCAUCCGUGAAUAUCGGAGAUUCUUCGGAAAAGUUCAAUGAAAUUGUACGGAAAGUUGGAAAGCCUGUUCCGCAGUCGACGAGAUGAAGAUUGGAUUCGUUUUCAAUGCCGUCAAUCAGCAAUAACACAUGAUUAUUAGGCGCAGUAUGGUUACCAGUAACUACAGAGGGUACCUUCGUACUGAGAAGCCUAAAGCUUUAAACAAUUCCCACGUGAAAAGCGCCAUGUCACAGCAAAGUCCACCGAUACCCGACACGCAUCUUUCUUUAAUUUCAUCAUACGUUGGACGCUUGUGUAUGUCGUCAAGUACUGUUACGCUUUGAAAGGCAACGUUUUCAUGGAUAACUCGUACAAUUUCGUCUGCGAGAUUCUUCCGAUCAUUCUUCAAUCUUUCUUCAAAAUUUCGUACUCCCCAGGAACUCUGAAGGAGUUCCACAGCUUCAAUGUAUGUAAACAUUUUCCCUUGCGGCAAUUCUCGCUCAACUUUAUAGUAGAUGUCACUUGUUUAGUGGAAUAAUAACAGCUAGAUGAAUGCUACAGAUGGAAGAAUUUGAGCAAAAAGGUAUUUUAGUCAGUCAAAUUAUCGCUUUGAAAAUAUGUCAACUUCAUUUAGGGGAAGGGGGUGGGAAUGGGUGGUUUGAAGGGGGGGGGGGG
Paramuricea clavata is the source of this 2674-nucleotide messenger RNA. NCBI's taxonomy places the organism in Eukaryota, Metazoa, Cnidaria, Anthozoa, Malacalcyonacea, Plexauridae. The record is from the annotation of a GenBank genome assembly.